AACAUGGACUCUCAAUCUGUGAGAAACUUUGGUGGUCUUAAAGGACACCUCACCCACAAUAAGCUCGAGGAACUCCGGGCCUUUUGGUUUGAGCAUCUUACGAGUGAGGCCGAUCGGGUUUUUCCUCGAGCCGAGAAUCAGCGCCGAUGGUACUUUGGCGGCAAGGAAUUUGACGAUAUCUGCGUCCCCAUCCUUGAAGCCAUCAGGGCCGCGGAAAUCACGUCAGUGGAGGACACUCUGGCCGUUGCCCAGCCACGCGACCCUCUGGACUGGCUGAGUUUGGUCAUCUUGCUAGAUCAGGUUCCCCGAAACAGCUACCGUGGCGCUGAUGCGGCCAUCUGCUUCACCUUCUUCGAUCCCCUCGCGGUGCAGCUCACGCUGAAGGCUCUCGAAGAAGGCCUACCUUACAAGGCUCCCGAACUGCGGUGGCAAUUUUCCCACCGAAACUGGCUCUACAUGCCCCUCAUGCACUCAGAAGACGUAUCGGCCCAUGAAAAGGCCGUGCUGGGGUUUGAACGCAUGCAGCAGGAUAUCUUGAGCCUUCUGGAGGGUACUGGCGGGGCAGAUGAAUAUGAGAAGAGAGCUAGAGAGGUUGCUCAGGCGGACCCCGAGACUGCCAAGGCAUUUGGCAAGAUCAAUGUCGACUUUGAAAAGAAGCACCAAGUGAUUAUCGAGAGGUUUGGACGGUAUCCUCACCGGAAC
Molecule: messenger RNA, 702 nt
Organism: Fusarium vanettenii 77-13-4
Lineage: Eukaryota; Fungi; Ascomycota; Sordariomycetes; Hypocreales; Nectriaceae
Exons: 2
Molecular function (GO): protein binding
Source: RefSeq, a predicted model, not a curated record